AUGAAUAAAUUAUUAAUAUGCCUGCUAUCAGCACAACUGAUAACAUAUUUGAGCGCAACGGAAGAAGUACAUGCAGCUGGUGGAUUGGCCUCUAGAGGUGCUAUAGGGGCUGGUGUUGCAGGAAGAGCUGCAGAGGCUGGUGCAGCUGAAGUUGGUGCCGCAAGAGCAGCUACUGGUGCAGCGACUGGUGCAGCUGUAACUGGUGCUGCGGAAAGAAUGGCAGGAGCUGUUGGAACAGCUUCAGUUUCUGCUGCUGAUCGAGCUGGAGCUACUACAGUUGCUGCUGCGGGUGCAAGAUUAGCAACUGCAACAUUAACAGAUGCAGCUCGAAAAGUUGCCUUACAAAUUGUUGCAUCUGCUAACUCCGCUGCAAGUGUAAUUGAUACAGCCGAUGCAGACUCCAAUGCAGCUAUACGAAAGGCUGCCAAAGCAAUUGAUGGUGUUGCUAGUGUAACAAUUAGAGACUUACAAAAAACUGUGGAUACAAUUGUAUUGGGUUUGCAAGGAUCUGUCAAGAAAACAACAUCCCAAUUAAAUAUGGCCUUAGACUCUGCAAUUAUUGGAGUUGGUUCCGAUUUAUUGGCUGUAGUCGCUACUGCAGAGCAAACUGUAGCAAGAGUUGGUCGAAAUGUUGCUGGUCUAAUCCGAGAGGCUGCUGGUGAUAUCGCCAGACAAGUAGUAUCUACAUCUGUUGGAGUAGCAAGUAGCAUUGGAGGACAAAGUCUUAAGAUUGCAGCUAUUGCAGAAGGUGCAAGACAAGAUGUACGCGCUUCACAAGCUGGAAUGUUAGCAGCAACUGAGUAUGCUAAGAUAACAUAUUUGAGCGCAACACAAGAAGUAAGUUUCACCGGUAGAGUACUUGGAGUUCCUUUAAGAGUUUCCACAAGAUCAUCUGCAGGUAGAUCAACUGGUAGAACUGAUGGGACAGCAGCAGCUGGAGCAGAAGCAAGAAUUGGUACUGUGGAAAGGUAUUGGACUGCAACUCCUAGCCGCUAA
Molecule: messenger RNA, 996 nt
Organism: Chrysoperla carnea
Lineage: Eukaryota; Metazoa; Arthropoda; Insecta; Neuroptera; Chrysopidae
Exons: 3
Coding region: 1-996 (331 amino acids)
Source: RefSeq, a predicted model, not a curated record